UGAGAGCUGGAGAUGCAGAAAGAUGGACCGUUUUAAAGGGGAAAUGGAGAAUAAUGCACGGCCAGCCCUGCCUCAGCAACCGAGCUGUGCAGGCUAGGGCAGCACUGCUUGUGCUGGUGACCUCAAGCUGGAUUAAAAAAAUUCACAAUUGCUUUGUAUAAAUUUCAACAGAGCUGAGGAGGAAAAUGGUAAAAUAGCUAAGACAUCUUUGGUGUUUUAAAGAGCACCUUAAGAUACCAUAUACAAUUUGGCAGUUGGAGAAGACAGCAGUCUGAAGCAGUGCUUAUGUAUUUAUUGUGAAAUAGCAUCCUUUAGAAAGCACCGAGGUCCAUGCUAGAGAUAUAGUCAAAAGAGUGUGAGAGAGAUAAUUUCACAGUAUGAGACAGUAUGAAUGUUUCACAGCAUAAGAGGAGAGAAUGACUUACAAGGAGCAGAGGAAAGGUCAGAGAGGGAAAGCUGAGAGAUACUCACCUACAAGAAGGAGAAAUCAACAGCCACAGAUGGAUCAGAAAAAAUGAGAAGCACGUGUAGGGAAUACAUAAAUCUGUAUUCUCCUGUCUAGUCACAUCAUGCAGAGAGAGGAAGGAGGAGAUAGCCUCAGGCCUAAAGAAGUUUGAAGUUCAUCACAGAGGACUGAAGACUGUCCAGAAGCCUGAACAAGCAGCCACCUAAUCUCAUCAUGUAUUUCACCUGCCAUAUACGUGCAUAUGAUGAAGAACACAUUAAGGUGAUGCACAGGGAGGAUUUUUAGAGCACCUCAGACGACAUCCUAAAUGGAUGAUUAACAUCACAAUGGCAGAACUCACAGUGGAGAAUGGCAACUGUAUGGACUGGCAAAAGCGAUGCCUUGUGUUGGAGUCCCAGCUCUUCAAAUUCCGCUUGCAGGCAAGCAAGAUUCGAGAGCUGUUAGCUGAGAAGUGAGGAUUUCUUCCUUGAUUACAGUACAUCUUUGCUUUAUCAGUUGAGAUGCAAAGAUGUGCCUGUCCUAGUGGUGUAAAGUGGCAGAAUAGAAUGAGCCUUGUUUACUGCAAAAUCACCAAGUAUUUGGACUGUAGUGGAAAACACUGUACCAGCAAGAUUCUGGAUAUCUGAAGUGACUGAGACAACAGCGGAGCAACUAUGGAUGUUUUGGAUGCAGGAAUUGGAACAGAGAGUGAUAGAAGCAGAACAAAGAGCUGAGGAUGCAGAGAAACAGGUCAGAGUUAUGGAAGAGAAGAUAAAACUUGCCAACGUGAAGACUGGUGAAUCUGACAGCACCCUGCACAUGAAAUACCAGGAGCUGAUGUGCACAAUGCAGGGAAAGGAGGAUCUGAUCAACAAAUUGGAGACACAGCUGGCAAAACAGAAACAGCUAAGGACUGAGGAAGCCAAAAUUGUUCAAGAGAAAGCUGCCAAGAUCAAAGAGUGGGUAACAUUUAAGCUCAGGGAGCUUGAGUUAGAAAAUUACCACCUGAAAAACUGUAAUCAGAGACUGAUGGAGCAAAUUGGAGCUCUUCAGGAUACAUUGCAAGAUAUUACCAGCAUUCCUUCCUUUGAAUCUCUUUGGAGCUGUGAUUCCCUGAAGCCCCAAGCAUCACAGGCCUCUUUUGCUGAGAAGAUAGAGCAGAAAUCUGUGCUCCUUGCACCUGGUUUCAGAGAGAUGUGUCAGACAGGACCUUCCAAACAUGUCCUCUCUUCAGCAAACAUAGUCCUUGCCAAUGACACCUUUACUGAGAAUGGAGAGGAUAAAUCUCUGCUUUCCCAGAGCAUGCUGAAGCUCAUGUCUGACCCAUCAAGCUGGAAUCUCUCCACAGAGAAAAAUGUAUUUCCAACUCUAAGUUCUGAACACGGUUUAGGGUGCUCUGGUCCCAUAUCACUGGACUCUCCAGCUGAAACCACAAGAAUUCUUGAGGCUUUGACCUUCCAAUCAUCUUUGGAAGGAAACUGUCGUGCUGUGAGCACCUUGCAACAAGUGGGUUUGGAUAGCACCCGCUUCUCUGAUGAUCUGAGUUCCAGAAUCCAUUCCCACCAGCUGGACUCGUCUUCCUCAGCAGAAAUAAUGAGCAUGCUUGAAGGACGUCUCCAAACUGCUGAGCCACCUCUGGUUGUGUCAACAUCAGCUGUUGCAGCACAUUCCUUCUUUCCAGGGAGGGAGUGCAGCCUUGGGAGUAGUAUGACGUUUCCAAAAAUUCGAACACCCAAUACACCAAGGGACAGUAUCCAGCUAGCCAAGAGACAUCACAGCCAACCCCAGUCAGGGGCUAAUUCUUUCCAUCAUGUAAUGCACUUAGAGACUAGCACUUUCCAGCCCAUAACAGACCCUCCAGUCAGCUGUGGGCAUGUGGAGGAAACAGACAUUGAUGAUGAUGGAGUAACAGAGAAGAUGGAGACAGAAUGUGGCCCGCUGAGGGGAGGAGCUGGAACGUGUGAGGGAAUGUGCCACUUACCUGCAGAGCAAAGAGAAGCUGUGAGUUCUGAGUCUGGCACACUUGACCCAGGAUGUAAACCUCCCACACCACCGCUGCACCGAUUCCCAUCGUGGGAGAGCCGAAUCUAUGCCGUGGCCAAGUCUGGCAUGAGGCUGUCUGAAGUGGCCAUGGUGAAUGAUACUUCCAGCUGGUUUUCCAAUUUCUCGUGUUCAACUUCUGGGCCAUUUACCUAUCUCAUCUACAGAAAUGUCACAGUGCCAGUCUACACUACGCUGAAGGGGAAAGCCACACAGAUCAGCAAUGUGCCUUUCUUAGAUGAGUCUUCAGGCUCUGAUGAUGACUGUGGCUCCCGUGCCAGCUUCAGGACUUCUACUGCUGGAUCUGAGAACAGGAAAGCUAGCAUGCCAGGCAGCCCUCGGGCCGUGAAGAGAGGUGUAUCUGUGUCCUCACUGAGCUCCGAGAGUGACUAUGCCAUCCCUCCUGAUGCCUACUCCUUGGAUGGUGACUAUUCAGAGCCAGAACAUAAGCUACAGAGAACAUCUUCCUAUUCCACUGAUGGUGGAAUCUGCUCUGAACCCAUGGAGAAAUCAGGCUACUUGUUGAAAAUGGGCAGCCAGGUAAAGACGUGGAAAAGGCGAUGGUUUGUUCUCAGAAACAGACAAAUCAUGUACUACAAGUCCCCGAGUGAUGUUAUCCGCAAACCACAAGGGCAGCUGGAGCUGAAUUCUUCAUGCCAAAUUGUCAGGGGUGAAGGGUCCCAAACAUUCCAGCUUGUGACAGAAAAGAGAACCUACUUCCUGACAGCUGACUCUCCCAACAUCCUGGAGGAAUGGAUUCAUGUCCUGCAGAGUGUCCUGAGAGUACAAGUGAGCGGUCCUGUUGGUGUUCCUCACAGUGAUGCUAAACCGACUGUAAAAGGCUGGCUCACUAAGGUCAAGCAUGGUCACUCUAAGCUGGUCUGGUGUGCACUGAUUGGAAAAACUUUCUACUACUAUCGAAAUCACGAAGAUAAGUGUCCUUUAGGGCAUCUGCCUCUGCGUGAGUCCAAGGUGGGAGAAGUAGACCGUUCCUGUGACUCUGAUGAAGAUUAUGAAACUACUGGUGGAGGACUUCUGUCAUCCCACUGUACACUGGUGAUUCACCCACAGGACCAGAGUCCCACGUAUUUACUUAUCCGCACCAAACAGGAGAAGAACACCUGGCUGUACCAUCUGACUGUUGCAGCUGGUAGCAGUAAUGCCACAGUGGGCACGUCAUAUGAACAACUCAUUGGAAAACUAUUGGAUGCAGAGGGAGACCCUAAUUCUCCUCUGUGGAAGCAUCCUAUGUUGUGCUACAGCAAAGAUGGGUUGCACACAUCCCUCACUACUCUGCCAUCAGAGGCUCUACAGACUGAAGCCCUGAAACUUUUUAAGUCCUGUCAGCUGUUCAUCAACGUUCCUGUGGAGGCAUCCUCUAUUGAUUACCAUGUGUCACUUGCCCAGACAGCACUGCUAGUGUGCUUGACACAUACCGAGCUGCAGAAUGAAAUUUACUGUCAGCUUGUUAAACAGACCAGCUGCCGACAGCCCCAGAACCACUCAGUCAUUCAGUGCUGGCAGCUCCUGGCUUUAUGUGCUCCUGUAUUCCUGCCUCAACAUCACUUCCUCUGGUACAUCAAACAGCACUUGCAGCGACAUGCAGACCCCAGGAGUGAGAUAGGCAAGUAUGCCAUCUACUGCCAGAGAUCACUAGACCGCACGGUGCAGGCUGGAGAGCGGGAAGCCAAGCCCUCCCGCAUGGAGAUCGUGUCCAUCCUGCUGAGAAAUCCCUACCACCACUCGCUCCCCUUCAGCAUCCCAGUGCACUUCAUGAAUGGAACAUACCAGGUUGUAGGUUUUGAUGGUUCCUCAACUGUUGAUGAAUUCAUCCAGAGACUGAACCAGGAAACAGGAAUGAGGAAGCCAUCCCAUAUGGGAUUUUCUCUGUUCACAGAUGAUCCUUCUGGCAGGAAUUUGGAACAUUGUUUGCCUGGCAAUAUGAAGAUCUGUGAUGUCAUUUCUAAAUGGGAACAAGCCUUAAAAGAAUUGCAUCCUGGGAAAUAUGAAGGUGGCACAAGAAUUGUAAAGUUGACCUAUAAGAACAGACUGUAUUUUCGGAGCCAGGCCAAAGGUGAGACAGACCGUGAGCGGUUGCUGCUGGCCUUCCAAGUGAGCAAUGAAAUAGCCAGUGGAAGGUUUCCUGUUAAUAAGGAAUUAGCUCUGGAAAUGGUGGCUCUAAUGGCUCAGGUGGAAUAUGGGGAUUUGGAUCGACCAGGAUCUUCAAGUCCUGGGGGACCAUCACAAUUGAAAAUGCAGCAUCUUCUCCACCAGGUUUUAGACAAAUUCUACCCCAAACACUACAAGCAAAACAUUACUCCUGAACAGCUCAGGCAACUGACAGACAGGCUGGCAACAAAGUGGCUGGUGCUGCAGGGAUGCUCUCCACCAGAAUGCAUUCGAAUUUAUCUGACGGUGGCCCGGAAAUGGCCUCUCUUUGGAACCAAAAUAUUUGCUGCUAAGCCUAUUUUGCCUUCCUCAUUGGAAGACUCUCCAGUCUGGAUAGCUGUGAAUGAAGAUGGCAUCAGCAUACUGGAUUACAACACAAUGCAUUUGAAGGUCUCUUAUUCAUACUCUUCUGUGCUGACCUUUGGAGGCUGUCGAGAUGACUUCAUGAUUGUAGUCAGUAAAAUGAAAGAAAGAAGUUCUGGAAAAAAUAGCACUGAAAAACUCCUCUUCACAAUGGCAAUUCCAAAGAUUGUUGAAGCAACACUUCUGAUUGCCAGCUACAUUAACUAUCGUUCGACUCCUUCACUGCUGUCUUCCACGCAGCCCUCACGAAGCAAAACACCUGCUAAGCCCUGGGAGACUGAAAAGCGGUGCUGUUUUACUUCCGUGCCCCGAAGCACAAAGGGGCCCACCCUGCUCUGAGGGCUUGUUCCACGAGUUGAUUUUGUUAGUUAUAUACCACAGAUUAAGGCAGGCUCUGAUUCUUUUACCAUAGUAAUAGACAAAGUUCCUUAGAGGUAGAGGCAGUGUACUUCCUCUUAAAAAAAAAAAGUUCAUUUGGGGGACUGUGCGGGAGUUUCCUUUCCACACAUUCCAUCCAAAAUUCCAUUCCUCAGGUCAUUUGCCUGCACAGUGCUCCAGUCAUUACAUCUGCACUCAUUCUUCCAUCUCCUACUGUACUGCCUUGCUUUACAAGUACAUAUAUUUUCUUUGAUCCCUCCAAUUUUCAGCUUUCAAAAGACAUAAACUUUUGUGUUAUUGCUCAGACAUGAAAGAAAGACACUGCUAAGAAGGAAGAGGAAUUAAACUCACAAGAAUAGUUCUGGUGCAAGUCACGGGUUAUUUCAGACCUGAAAUAGUGAGUAUAGAAUUAGAGUUCAGCAGUACUUUACAGUAUUUUCAACUUUAAACAAAGGUGGAAGCCUAGGGUCUUUUCACGUUGAGUUCUCAGAACAGCUGGGACCUGGUGUCAGAGACUGCCUGGCACCUGCAGGACCAGUGCAUUUUGGAAACUGACGCUGUUCUAUGCCAUAGAUGAACAUAGCUUGCUGCUGCAGGGCAGGGCUCAGUGUGUCACAACCUCCACUCUCAGACAAGCACUUUCAAAGACUUUCUGAUAACCACUAUUGUAGAUGUGUUUGGAACUGCACGUUAUCUCAGAAAAAAGAAGACAAGGCAAGCAAAUUUUGUACUUUUUCUGUCUUUCAGCAACUAGGACAGAUCUUCCCAGACAAGUUCUGCCAUUCUGACUUGACAGAAGCUGCUUCUUUUUAACUCCUGCUUCCUUCAUGUACCAUAAGCAAGGAGGAGGUAGUCAGCAAUUGUGUACUCAUGUUCUUCUGACUUUCCUAAAGAAUGUUGGUAGGUUUGAUUUUUUUUUUAUCUGUUUCAAAUGGACUUCAUUAUGAGAAGGUCAUUGUAUUUUAAAUAAAUAAAAGAAAAAUAUAAAUUCUUCAUAAAAAUCUAAAUCUACUUAGUUUAAGUUAAUUUUAAGUGCAUUUAAUAGCAUUUAGUGCUAUUUUGAUAAGCAUUCUAAAAAAGCUAAGGAAAAAUAACUGCACUUUGAAAAGUAUCACAUCCAACUUUAUAAUAAUUAUGCAUUCAUGGGCAGCUUUCCCAAAUUAAAACAGUGUGAAUCCAACCACUGGACUCAAGUCAGUAAUAGCAAACCAGUUAUUUGCAAAUGAACAAACCAACCAUACCAGUGGUUUUACUCCCUAGUAGCUGCCCCCAACCUUGACACAUUCAACUAAUACAUAUGGGAGAGCUGAUACAUCAAGGAGGUGUUUUUUUCAUGCUUAUGAUGGGUGCAAAGCCACAAACUAAAAGAGAAGAGCAGGGGAUAGACAAAAAUUGUUCUAAGCAAUUCUUCAUCAGCAUCUUUGUAAUAUACAACAAAAAAAUCCAAACAACCAAACAAAACAAAAUAAACCCAACCCCAAAUCAUCCUCUGCUGAGUUGUAGAAACAGUGUAGCAGACCUAAAACAGGAAGAGUCUAUGAACAGUGACCUGAUUUGCACAUACUGUAAGGUACCCACUUGUUAUGAAUUUAAAGACCAUCCCUUGAAGGUACAAAAAGGGGCAGAAGCUUUCUGAGCCGUAAAUAACUUCAAGAAGGUAUUUAGUCUUUUUUUUCCCCUUAGAUCCUUUCCAGUCUCUGUAUGUCCUGAUAGAGUUUUUAUUUCCCCUCCAGUCUCUGUAUGUCCUGAUAGAGUUUUUAUUUCCCCACUCUCUCACAAUUAUCUUAGUACAGCUGUGUCAGUUAGAAUACACAGUGUUACUCCUCCUCACUCUAUCACCUGGGCCUAAUAAUUUCUCCUGUAUCUGAAGGUCUGUUUGACAGUUUGCUUCUGGUAUCCCACCAGUAAUAAAGCUGCUUCAGAACAGGCUGGAGCCGUCGUCAGUGCUAGGGAUGUUCAAGGCAUAGAAGUCUCCAGUUCACAGGCUGUAUUUCCUGAUGUCCUCAGAGACUUGAGGAGACUUGUACCAGGGCAAACAGGAAGCAGAGAUGAUAAAUAAACAGGAGCUCUCCUGAAACUCAUUAUUUUUUGCCACAAUUGCACUUUAAAUUGAGAAGCAUGAUACACAAAACUUUCUUUCUUCCUUAUUUCUUAAAAAUACUCACCAGUACUUGAGUGUUUCAGGGACCACCCACUCCGAGAGAUGCAAAUACCCCUAUUUAUAGCUUACCUCUCUUCAAACAGCCCACCCUGUGUAGAUACCUACUUUGUAUGAUUCUUUGGUAGAGAAAAUAAUUUUUUAUUUUAAUCAAUGCUUUUGGCAAUGACUGUUAAUGCAGCAUAGAAUGAGAUGACAAAAGCCUUUCUGUUCCUAACUGCUGUGUGUAAGUAAAAGGCUGUCUGGAAGAUACUGUGAGAUUUCUGUUUGUUCUUAAUAAAAUGCAGUUCGUGAAUAAAUAA
Passer domesticus (house sparrow) is the source of this 7855-nucleotide messenger RNA. It is a transcript of the gene PLEKHH1, whose product is annotated as pleckstrin homology, MyTH4 and FERM domain containing H1. The transcript is spliced from 31 exons. The coding region runs from base 1124 to 5356 and encodes 1410 amino acids. The record is from RefSeq and is a predicted model, not a curated record. Lineage: Eukaryota; Metazoa; Chordata; Aves; Passeriformes; Passeridae. Gene Ontology annotation, cellular component: cytoskeleton.